This is a messenger RNA of Amphibalanus amphitrite, 3214 nucleotides long. RefSeq names its product mediator of RNA polymerase II transcription subunit 25-like. The record is from RefSeq and is a predicted model, not a curated record. Gene Ontology annotation, biological process: positive regulation of transcription by RNA polymerase II. NCBI's taxonomy places the organism in Eukaryota, Metazoa, Arthropoda, Thecostraca, Balanomorpha, Balanidae. The coding region runs from base 225 to 3197 and encodes 990 amino acids. The transcript is spliced from 18 exons. Gene Ontology annotation, cellular component: mediator complex; transcription regulator complex.
CAACUUUUGUCAUUAAUAGCUUUUAGCAGUGUUUUAAUAAUAAUUUUGCGGCGGCAUAACAUGUGCAUGUGCGCCAUAUUCUUGGUCAUAAGAAAGCACGUAUCACUUAUUUUGAUUAUUUUUUUGAGCUAUCAUCGCCUUUGCUAGAUGUUGCAGUUUUAAGUUAUUUUGGCGUUUUCUUCAUCUGAUUUCGAGCACAACGGCCUAAACAGGUCGCAGCUGUCAUGCUGGGUCGUCAGGAUCAGACCUUUGAUGCUGACGUGGUGUUUGUGGUGGAGGCGACGGCCCUCAAUGGCGCCUACCUGCCAGAGAUGCUGGACAAUUAUAUCAAACCCACAUUGGAAUACUUUUCCAAGAUGGCCGCUCCUCCGAGCUCGGCAGCAGAUCUGGCCAAAUAUGGCGGUCGUCUCUCUGGCACUCUGUUUACCCUGGUGACAUUCACCGCGGGGGAUGGAGUUCCAGAUCCGCCCGUCAACUGCUGCCACCCCACACCGUCCACUGACAAGUUUUUACAAUACCUCGAGCAUGCUGAGUACAUCGGCGGCACGUGCGACAACGUCUCGUGCAUCGCCGAGGGUGUGGCGUGCGCGCUGCAGUGUUUCGACGACCUGAAGCAGCAGCUGCGGGAGCCGUCGUCCUCUGGGCCGGCGCAGCGCCACCUGGUGUUGGUGUGCAACUCGCUGCCGUUCCAGCUGCCCGUCCAGGAGACGCCCAGCUUCCUGGGUGCCGGCAUGGACCAGCUGAUCGCCGGCAUCCACGAGCGCUCGAUCUACUUCUCCGUGAUGUGUCCGCGGCGGCUGGGUGGCAUCCAGAAGCUGUUUGAGCAGGCGGGAGGCGACGUGGCGCUGAACCACGCCAAAAACUACACGCGCGACCCGCACCACCUGAUUCUGCUCAACGGGUUCAGUCUGCAGGAGCAGGCGAGCAGCCAGCCGCCGCCGCAGCAGGUGCCGCAGCAGAUGCCGCAGCAGAUCGUCAUAUCAGCCGGCAUGCAGCCGCAGCAGCAAGGCGCGCCCAUCAACACUCUGACGCCGGGGAUGAGCCAGCCGCCGCAGGGCGCCAUGAGCCAGCCGCAGAUGAUCAUCAACAUGGCCCAGAUGCGCACCACCACGCCGCCCAACCAGCGCGCCAGCCCGGUGCCCAGCCAGGGCUACCAGCACCGCCCGAUUAUGGUGCGCGGUCAGCAGAUGAUGCAGGCGGGCCGUCCGACGGGCCCGGCCGGGAUGCAGGUGAUGUCCGGCCUGCGCCAGCAGGGCCCGCCCAACGUCACCGUGCAGACGCCGGCCGGCCAGGGCCUGAUGGGCGGCCCGCAGCUGUGGCAGGGCCAGCAGAUGGGCCAGCAGCAGGGCAUGACCGGUAUUCCUCAGACGUCGAUGCCCCAGUCAGUGGGCGUUCCGGCGGAGAACUCGGUGCUCAGGUCGCAGCUGAACAAGCCGCCGAUGGCCACCAAUCCACAGCAGAACCAGGUCUUCCUUCAGCAGCAGCAGCAGCAGCAGCAGCAGCAGCAGCAGCCGGGAAUGCAGCAGGUGCCCGGUAUGGUCGGUGGUAUGAUGCGGGCGCAGGUGCCGCGUUUCGGCAUCCAACAGCAGCAGCAACAGCAACAACAGCAACAGCAACAACAGCAGCAGCAGCAGCAGCAGCAGCAGCAACCCAAGCCGCCCCAGCAGCAGCAGGGUAUGGUGGGCCAGCCGGGACCCAGCAUGCAGCAGCCGCAGUUCCAGCAGCAGCAGCAGCAGGCCCAGCAGCAGCAGCAGCAGCAGCCUAGGAUGCAGCAGCAGCAGCACCCGGUGAAGAUCUGGGAGGGCACGCUCGAGUGGUCCGAAAAGAGGAUGGGCGAGGCCAACAAGCAGGUGCACUCGAUCCCGUGUCAGCUGAGCUGCAGCGCCAACGCCAACGGAGAGCCCGAAGUGAAGGCGGACAACUGGCCCAACAAGCUGAUGAUGCAGCUCAUCAACCGCAACGUCAUCAGCACCAUCGGCAAGGCCUACUUCGACAACAUCCGCUCGGUCAAGUUCAACCUGCAGCCGUGCGAGCCGCUGGAGCGACUCAGCCAAGUGAUGAGCAGCGGCAGCACCGGCUGCGUCUACUUCAACUCGACCACGCCGACGGACGUCAAGGUGAUGAUGCUGCUGUACGCCGCCGAGAAGCAGACCUACUUCGGCUUCAUCCCCAACGACCAGACCGGCUUCAUCGAGAAACUCAAGGAAGUCAUGGCCAAGCAGAAACAGUAUCUGACACUCAAGCAGAGACACCAACAACAGCAGCAGCAGCAACAGCAACAGCAGCAGCAGCAGAUGGCUGGCGCGGCGCAGCAGCAGAUGGCUGGGCCGGGCCAGCCGCCGCAGCCGCAGCAGCAGCAGCCACAGCCGCCGGGCGGCGCCAUGGCCGGCCCGCGACCCAGCGUGCUGAUCCAGCAGACCAACCCGAUGACGCUGGGCGGCGGCCAGCUGUCUCAGGGCGAGACAGGCGGUGUGCGCGGCCGCGCCCCUCAGACGGCCGGGCCGGCCGGCGCGCGGCCCCCUCUGAUGACGCACGGCGCCCAGUUCGCGGUGGGCGCCGGCGGGCCGCAGAUGCAGAUCAACAUGAACCAGCAGCAGGCGCAGCCGCAGCAGCAGCAGCUGCAGCAGCAGCUCCUCCAGCAGCAGCAGCAGCAGCAGCAGCCCCGGCAGCAGAUGCCCGCCAGCAACGUGCCGCAGGGCGCGCUGGCCUCCCAGCUGGCCUCUCAGCCGACGGGCCACGCCGAGCGGCACCAGAACCUGAUGCAGAUGCAGCAGCUGCGGCAGCAGCUGGCCAGGAUGGCGCAGAAGGAGCUGCAGUACAAACAGCAGCAGGACCACGUCCACCACCAGUUCCAGCCGGGCGCCAGCGGUCAGAUGGUUCAGGGCGCCGGCGGUCAGAUGGUGCAGGGCGCCGGCGGUCAGAUGGUGCAGCCGGGCGGCCAGAUGGUGCCGCCGGGAGGCGCGCAGUCCGCCGCCGGCGGCGUGGUCUCCCAGCAGGGCGCCGUGCCCGUCCAGGCGCGCCAGCAGAUGGAUUCGGCGCCCGGACUGCGCACCCUGCUCCAGCAGAACUACCGGCCCCAGAUGAUCCAGCGGCCGCCGGGGCCGAUCGGUAUCAUGAUGGGCGGCCAGCCGGGCCAGAUGGCCCCGCAGCAGCCCGGACAGAUGGACGACCCGGGCAUGCACGACUUCCUCAACUAGAGCGGCGCGCCGCCGCC